Molecule: messenger RNA, 678 nt
Organism: Dioscorea cayenensis subsp. rotundata (Guinea yam)
Lineage: Eukaryota; Viridiplantae; Streptophyta; Magnoliopsida; Dioscoreales; Dioscoreaceae
Exons: 2
Coding region: 1-678 (225 amino acids)
Source: RefSeq, a predicted model, not a curated record
AUGAAGUUCCCAGUAGAGAAAAUUCUCAUUGAUAAUGGGAGCUCUGUAAACUUUAUCUAUUGGAACUGCUUUGAGAAGAUGAAUCUAUCGUAUGAUAGAUUGAAGAAGGUGUCAUCCCCACUAUUUAGCUUCUUAGGAGAAUCAGUUCCUAUCAUGGGAUCAAUCCAGUUGGAGAUCACGCUAGUUUCUGACCUCAGGAGGAAUAGGGCAAGAAGAGGAGAUCAAAAGAAAGCUCAUAGCUGUUAUGUAUCUUCCAUCAAAGGGAAACAAUUAUUAAGAGAUGAAACCUUGGCAAUCUCAGAAGACUCAGUUGAUAAGCGAAAGGCUAUGAAAAAAGUAGAACCUGUGAGGUUAAAAUAUGACGAUCCAGAUAAGGUCACUUACUUAGAAAGUGGAAUGACCGGAGAAAUAAAAAGAGAAGUGGUCUCUUACCUAAAAAAGAACGUGGAUGUCUUCGCAUGGACACCAGCUGAUAUGCCAGACAUUAGUUUGGAGAUGAUUUCUCAUCACUUAAAUGUGGACCCAAGUAUAAAGCCAAUAAAGCAGAAAAGAAGGAAUAUGGCACCUGAAAAGCAACAUGCUCUAGAAGAAGAGAUAGAUAAACUAAUUCGAGCUGAUUUCAUUGAAGAGGUCCAAUACCCAGAAUGGCUUGCCAAUGUUAUAAUGGUGAAGAAAUAA